AUGUCGGUCUCAUCAUUUCUUCGACGAUUUUCCAUUGAUAUCGACAAUUGCUCAUCGUCUUCGUCAUCGUCGCUGACGCAGGCUCCAGCAAAACGAAGAGGUCGAAUAGCGGCUUCGAUCGAUUCGGCGCGACGAAGAUUCUCAUUGCAACAUGGUCCGGCUCAUCCGAGCCAUUUGAAUAGUGUCGACCAGGAUCCAGUCCAUCUUCAAUCCAUUGCCUUGCGGGGAAAAGGAAGGAAACAGAAUGGAAGUCUACCGGAUUUAAUGCAGAAACGUGAUUCGAAUGCACAUCCGGCGCCGGCGAAGCGCGUGUCGGUCGUCGCGACCGAUCGAGAUCGUGCCUACUUCCUUCGUCACAAAAAUGGAAGAAAGCAGCAUUCUUGCGACAAGGUGGGUCGCGUUUUUUAUUCAUUAUUCGUUGUGAGCCUAUUCGAACAUCCGCCGCAUUCAUUCGUGGUGCUCGAAUGA
Caenorhabditis bovis is the source of this 468-nucleotide messenger RNA. Lineage: Eukaryota; Metazoa; Nematoda; Chromadorea; Rhabditida; Rhabditidae. The record is from the annotation of a GenBank genome assembly.